Messenger RNA from Symphalangus syndactylus (siamang), 678 nucleotides. Its product is annotated as small ribosomal subunit protein eS4, X isoform-like. Gene Ontology annotation, molecular function: RNA binding; structural constituent of ribosome. Gene Ontology annotation, cellular component: cytosolic small ribosomal subunit; ribosome. Gene Ontology annotation, biological process: translation. The record is from RefSeq and is a predicted model, not a curated record. Lineage: Eukaryota; Metazoa; Chordata; Mammalia; Primates; Hylobatidae.
AUGACAGCAACUCCAAAACAUUGGAUGCUGCAUAAAUUGACCAGUGUGUUUGCUCCUUGUCUAUCCACCAGUGUCCGCAAGUUGAGAGAGUGUCUCCCCUUCAUCAUUUUCCUAAGGAACAGACUUAAGUAUGCCCUGACAGGAGAUGAAGUAAAGAUUUGCAUGCAGUGGUUCAUUAAGAUUGAUGGCAAGGUCCGAACUGACAUAACCUACCCUGCUGGAUUCAUGGAUGUCAUCAGCAUUGGCAAGGCAGGAGGCAAGGGUUGCUUUGCUGUACAUCAUAUUACACCUGAGGAGGCCAAGUACAAGUGGUGCAAAGUGAGAAAAAUCUUUGUGGACACCAAAGGAACCCCUCAUCUGGGGACUCAUGAUGCUUGCACCAUCUGCUACCCUGAUCCCCUCAUCAAGGUGAAUGAUAGCAUUCAGAUUGAUUUGGAGACUGGCAAGAUUACUGAUUUCAUCAAGUUCGACACUGGUAACCUGUGUAUGGUGACUGGAGGUGCUAACCUGGGAAGAAUUGGUGUGAUCACCAACAGAGAGAGGCACCCUGGAUCUUUUGACGUGGUUCAUGUGAAAGAUGCCAGUGGCAACAGCUUUGCCACUCGACUUUUCAACAUUUUUGUUAUUGGCAAGGGCAACAAACCAUGGAUUUCUCUUCCCUGAGGAAAGGGUAUCCGC